UCCUUACUUUUAACAACUCAUUCCUAACCCCACACCCCCUAUGAAAACUAGAUUACACACAAAACACAAUGCUCCCCUAAAUAACCUAUUUUAUCUACUCUAUACGUUUUAUAUUAUUUGACCUUACAUACCUCUAAGAAAAAUUUUAAUUAAAGAUAUAUUUUAUUAAACUAACCUUAUUAAUAAUGUUUUACAAUUUUAAAUUUGACUAUUACUAUUGUGUGCAGAUAUUUAAUAUUGAGAGUGGUAUGAAAAAAAAAUAGAUCUCUCUUAAUUUAAAUUGACAAAUAAAAUGAAACAUAUAUUUUUCGUACAGGGGCUAAAUAAAAUAACAUGGAGGUAGUAUAUGUCGUUCUUGUAUUCAUUAUAUAUGUAGGUAUAUUUCCUAUUCUUUCUUCCUCAACCCCCACAACAAACCACACCAAUCGCGUUGUCUUCCUUUGCCUUGAUCAAGACUUCUCCCACAAUUAUUUUUCUUGUUGGAGGUUCAACACUAAUCCAACUUCUUAUACACUAUCAUCUUGAGCUCUCUUCAUAUUUUUAAAGAGUGUAGAAAAUGGCAAAUGAAAGUAUAGAAAUGGAAAAAGAGAGGCUAACAGCUGAGAUGGAUUUCAAAGAUUCAUCCUCAGUAGUUAUAAGAAUCCGGCGAAAAUUGCCGGAUUUUUUACAAUCUGUGAAGCUCAAAUAUGUUAAACUUGGUUAUGGUUAUUCAUGUAACCCGGCCACUCUUUUUCUUGUGAUUACGGUUUUGCCUAUGGUUGUCCUAACUCUUAUUCAACUGACCGGUCUAAAUUUAGACCGGUUUUAUGAUAUAUGGACAAGUGAUCCAACAUUACUUGUUGACAUCUCGACUGGUCUUACCGGUUUAAUAGUGCUCUUUUUCCUUUUAGGGAUUCACUAUGUCAAGAAACCUAGACCGGUCUAUUUGGUCGAUUUUGCUUGUUACAAAGCCGAAGAUGAACGAAAAAUGUCUGUUGACUCAUUCUUGAAGAUGACCACAGGAAAUGGCGCGUUUGAGGAUGAGACUAUCAUAUUUCAAAAAAGAAUAUCCCAACGUUCUGGAUUAGGUGACGAGACCUAUUUCCCAAGAGGAAUCACAUCCAACCCACCGAACCUGAGCAUGAAUGAAGCACGUGCAGAGGCCGAGGCAGUCAUGUUUGGUGCGUUGGACUCACUAUUUAGCAAAACAAAAGUCAAGCCAGAGGAAAUUGGAAUUCUCAUAGUGAAUUGUAGCUUGUUUAAUCCAACACCAUCUCUCUCCUCAAUGAUUGUCAACCACUACAAGCUCAAGACUGACAUCAAGAGUUACAAUUUGGGUGGAAUGGGCUGUAGUGCUGGCCUAAUUUCAAUUGACUUAGCCAAACAUCUAUUAAAAGCAAAUCCAAAUUCAUAUGCAGUGGUAGUUAGCAUGGAAAACAUCACAUUAAACUGGUACUUUGGAAAUGAUAGGUCAAUGUUGCUAUGCAAUUGCAUAUUCCGUAUGGGUGGAGCAGCCAUGCUUUUGUCUAACAAGUCAAAAGACAGAACCCGGUCCAAAUACGAGCUUGUUCACACGGUUCGAACUCAUAAAGGAGCAGAUGACAAUAGCUACAACUGUGUGUACCAAAGAGAAGACGACAAAGGAAUCAUAGGGGUGUCACUAGCUCGUGAACUUAUGGCUGUAGCUGGUGAUGCUCUCAAAACGAACAUCACAACGCUAGGGCCUUUGGUGUUACCGUUUACGGAACAAUUCAGGUUCUUCAUUACAUUGGUAAAGAGGAAAGUCCUGAAAGCUAAGGUGAAGCCUUACAUUCCGGAUUUCAAGCUAGCAUUCGAGCAUUUCUGCAUACACGCCGGAGGAAGGGCAGUGUUAGAUGAAAUACAAAACAACUUGAGCCUAAGCGAUUGGCACAUGGAGCCGUCAAGAAUGACACUGCACAGGUUUGGUAACACGUCGAGCAGUUCGUUAUGGUACGAGUUAGCCUACACAGAAUCAAAAGGAAGGGUGAGCAAAGGACAUAGAGUCUGGCAAAUAGCAUUUGGUUCAGGUUUCAAAUGUAACAGUGCAGUGUGGAAAUCACUUAGAGCUAUUGAUAGUAAUGAAGUGAAUGCAAAUGGGAACCCUUGGGCUGAUUGCAUUCAACGUUAUCCUGUGAAAGUUGCCCUUGCCAAGCCAUAGAGGAUUAGGCAAUACUCCUUCAUCCGCGUCCCAAUUUAUGUGUCAUUGUUUUUGAAUUUCGAGUGUCAACUUACUUUUUCAUAUGACUUUCAAAUAUUUUAAAUGUGAAUUACAGUACUUUUUA
Messenger RNA from Capsicum annuum, 2282 nucleotides. RefSeq names its product 3-ketoacyl-CoA synthase 1. The transcript has 2 exons. Lineage: Eukaryota; Viridiplantae; Streptophyta; Magnoliopsida; Solanales; Solanaceae. The coding region runs from base 557 to 2158 and encodes 533 amino acids. Gene Ontology annotation, biological process: fatty acid biosynthetic process. The record is from RefSeq and is a predicted model, not a curated record. Gene Ontology annotation, cellular component: membrane. Gene Ontology annotation, molecular function: acyltransferase activity, transferring groups other than amino-acyl groups.